Messenger RNA from Myotis myotis, 1482 nucleotides. Its product is annotated as protein FAM47E-like. The record is from RefSeq and is a predicted model, not a curated record. The coding region runs from base 1 to 1482 and encodes 493 amino acids. The transcript has a single exon. Lineage: Eukaryota; Metazoa; Chordata; Mammalia; Chiroptera; Vespertilionidae.
AUGGCGGGCCAGCAGUGGCCCUUACCGGAGCCCCACGAGGGGUGGCUGUUAAAGUCGGACCUGAGGAAGAAGGCGCUCAUAGAGUCGGGGCUGAUCAAGCGGUGGCAGUCAGGGCCGAAGCUGGACAAGAAGCCAGAGCCCAGAAAGAAGUGGAUGCCUGGGCCCAGGCCACUGGAGCCCUUGCCCCUGGGCGUGAAAUGUAAGCCCUCGUUCAAGGACAGGGACAGGUUACCUUCCCGCUAUCUCUCCAGGCAGAACAAGCUUGGGAAGUGCCCCACCUCCACGGGCAGCCGGAGGUGGGUAUUUGUGGAGGAGGGAGUGGACGACUUCAGAACGGGCUGUCCAUCUCCUGAAGAUGUGAUCACUCCUGGCCCUCGGGAAGGCUUUCUCCCCAUGAUUGCUCAUAGAAUUCCCCGCCCUCCGCCCAAAAAGACUCACAGGCAGCCGCCCAAGGGAGCGGACCUGUGUUCCACGCUCUUGGCAGCCCAGCCAGCACCGAAGGCCUUUGUAGAGAACACUGAAGCCAGCCUGACCCAGCAUCCCUUGGCAACCUACCUGAAACUGGAGAAAGAUCUCCCUCCAGACCUCCUGCUCAAGGUCCUGGAAGUGCUAGAUCCUGACAGGGAGCUGGAGGACACGUGGGCGUAUUGUGAGGGCACCAAGGAAAGAAAGAAGACACCCACACACCUGUGUGAAGAACAUCCUGAGGAGGUCAACCUGGAGCCUCCCCAGGAGGUCAACCUAGAACCUGCAGAGAAAGCCCACCUGGAAUCCACCAAGGAGAGUUUCCAGUCAAAUUUAAGCAGUUUGUUUCCUGAGGAAGAGACAAAAGCAUCAUGCAUGAUGGAAAUCCGCAAACUUCCUGUUUACCAAAAACAAAGAAGAGCAUCAGUUAUUAAAUUCUGCAGAUUGAUGAAUGAGAAUUUUGAAAACAUAGAUAUUGAUGAAGAGGACAUCAUGAAAAAGUUUGAAAUUAACCUUGAGGUCCCACUGACCGAUAAUACAGCCAAAAUAAAGGAAACAAGCCAGCUUCCUUUGAAUAUCAGGCCCUCCAAACAGCUAGAUGAAAUGAAGCAGAGAAAAUUCUCCAUGCAGGAAGGUAACUGGGAAAGGAAACUCCGAAAACCAGAAGACCCUUAUAAACCCAAACGGGAGAAGAUAAAGUAUGGAGCAUGGUACCUGGACCCCAAAUGCUGGAAAAAGCUGGCCAAUGACCAGCCUUUGCUCGACCCUAAACUUGUCCGUGCCAAGGAAUAUUGGAGCAAUGGAAAGCAUCUUGAACCAGACAUUUUUGAUGAACUUUAUGGACCAAUUGCUUUCAAAGAUUUCAUUGUAAGCAAGGGCUACAAGAUGCCAGGUGUGAUUGAGAAGAUGUUUAUGAGGAAGGGGUGGAAAUAUGAGUCUGUGACGACUCCUAUACACCGAGUAAUGAAACUCCUCUCCAAACCCAAAGAGGAGGAUUCAGAGGAAGAAGAGGAUUAG